Eimeria acervulina is the source of this 762-nucleotide messenger RNA. RefSeq names its product Chromosome III, complete sequence, related. The coding region runs from base 1 to 762 and encodes 253 amino acids. The record is from RefSeq and is a predicted model, not a curated record. The transcript is spliced from 4 exons. Lineage: Eukaryota; Apicomplexa; Conoidasida; Eucoccidiorida; Eimeriidae.
AUGGAGGAUAUAACAAAGACAGUCAGGUCUACGAUGAUGCGCCGCAAGCAGCGCUUAGGCAUUGCUGACGUUUACUCUAAGACAGGGGGCCCAGGAGACCCCCACGAGCUUAUCUAUGAAGAGCACUUGGCGUCCGAAGGGAAGUUUGCUGUUAUGUGUGAAAGCGAGCUGGAGAAGACACUGCAGCAGCACAUCCUUUCAGAGAGAUCUUCUGCGGCGCGAAGCAUCCCGCGUAGUGAUGGAGAUUUGAUGGAGCACUUUAAUUUAAAAUUAAAUACAGAACAACUCAUCAGCUCCGUAAUGGCAGCGAGACGCACUGAAGAGUAUGUAAAGUUAGCUCUUGAAGGUGUAGCAAAGUUAAGAGCACAGAUACAGCAGCACGGUGGUGUAGACUUCUUAACUCGACUAGAGUUUGACUCUGGAAACCCUAAUAAUAGUAAUAUUAAUAAUACCCAGGGGGCCCCCCAGGGGGCCCCCCACGGAGCUAAUACCCAGGGGGGCCCCCAUGGGGGUAGUACCCAUGGGGGCCCCCAUGGGAGCCACCACGGGGGUAUUAGUAAUGCACAGGGGGGCCCCCAAGGGGGCCCCCAUGGGGACAGUACCCAUGGGGGUACCCAGGGGGCUAGUACUACUCAUGGGGGCCCCCAACUGGCUUAUACUGGGGGUAUUGGAGACCCUUAUUCAGGGAAGCGAGUGAAACCUCCUAUACAGGGGGGGCCCCUCUUGAAUGAGGGGGAAGAGAGAACAGUGUCUCCUCUCUAA